Molecule: messenger RNA, 4587 nt
Organism: Penicilliopsis zonata CBS 506.65
Lineage: Eukaryota; Fungi; Ascomycota; Eurotiomycetes; Eurotiales; Aspergillaceae
Exons: 6
Coding region: 186-4088 (1300 amino acids)
Source: RefSeq, a predicted model, not a curated record
UGUAUUUUUGCUACGCGUCCUAUUUGAUUUCACUUGUGUAUUUCUCGCGACGUUAAUACCGCAGAAAACCCUGCCUGAUUUCCCUCGCUAUUCCCCCCCGUCUACAACAGUAUUUUCUCUCUACGGUGUCUAUUUUCAGGAAUUCAGUGUCCUCUCCAGUAUUUUCCACAGAUUCCCUCACCGCGAUGUCCAACUAUCCCCCAUCGCCCUCCUUCGGGGCCCCGUUUAAUUACACCCCGUGGCCUUCACACUACCCUCCAACACCAGGAUCGAACCUGGGGCCUCAGAACCUGGCGUUUCCAUCGGAUUAUUCAAACCCAGCCCAGCAGCCACGAAUGAACGUCAACCUGCCUGACUAUAAUAAUAUGGGCGGUUUCAACGCAAAUGCGCGAAUACCGUUGCCUGGUCUAGGAGCAGCUCAGCAUGCGCCGGCACCGUUUCUCCCACCAGGAUUCGCUAUGAUGAAUCAACUAAAUCCAUCUCAACUACCACCUCCUCCAUUCCCUCCUGUCCCAGUACCCUCAGUCAGAUACCCGCCAAUGCCGCCGCCUGUUCCCCCUAUUCAGAGCCAGCAGCAACCUAUGUACCACCCAAAUAUUCCUACCUCUAAGAACAGCCACCCGACAAACGUGUCUGAGAUAGAGAAGCUUCGCGCCCCGAUAGUUGUCGAGGAUCGUGAGGAAGGGGAGUUGAGUGACGGAGAGGAAAGCGCGUCGUGUCAGAAACCCGGCAGUCGCAAUCGUUCCUCCCUCCCCGCCGCGUCGCAGCAGUUGAAGGAUCUCGGCAGCACCAGAAAAUCAGGAUCUACCCAACAUUCUAAUGCUCAGGGAACUUCGGGCCCCGCACUGCCUUCACAUAUGCCCUCUGAGAGUGAGACGGAUUCUGAAGAUGAAGGCAAGGCUUCAUCUUCUGAAAUUGGGUCCCGGGACAGAGACAGCAGCUCCCCGUAUAACCCCCCUGUUUCAGUAGCCCUGGAUUCGCCGGUUGUAGUUGCGACCGCUGUGUCAGAGGCCCCCAGUACGUCAAAAUCGCCGUCUGGUGGUCGGCUUCCCCACGCUUCUUCAACCCCCCUCUCAGAACCUACCAAAUCGCAUGCGCAGCUCCGCGUUCAAGCACAGGGUGCUCUCUUGAGCCUAGCGCCUCAUAAUAUUCGAUAUACAGAGCUCGUCCAGGAAGGGAUUAAUCCAGUUGUUCUUAAACGACUUUACGAGGAGGUCGGGAUAAAAGUCGCGUCACCACAAUCGCCCACAGACUUGGACAAGGACAAUGUCAGCUUGGGGUCUGAUAUAUCUGUGACUCCGAUUCAGAAACCUGACGUGGACUCAAAUCAGUCUCUUGCUCUGUCAGACGAACCAGUUUCGAUUCCCGUCCUCUCCGAGAAUUUGACAUCUGAAAAGGCCAAAAUGGCCAAAGAGAUUACCCCAGCGCUCCCACAACCCGAUUCACAAACAACCACCAAUAAGCCGUUGGAGAGGAAAGAAGUCAUUGCACGUAUGCUCGCAGCAAAAGCAGCAAAGGCCUCAGCCCCAUCCCCUGCUCCCGUCAAGACACUCGUCCAACUUGAAACAACCACUAAACCACCUCCAGCUGGACCUGAACCGGAUGAAAGGCUUGUUUCGAUAACCCCCUCAACUGCUACUUCGGCCAAAGACGUAAGCGUGAAAGAAAAAAACAAAGCCCAGACAGAGCUGGCCCGGCAAAGGAUUGAACAGUUGAAGAAACAAGGGCUUAUGAGAAGUCAGCAAAAGACUCAGGUAGAGGUUGCCCCUCAAAACCAGUUGCCUGAGUUGAGCGAGAGUUUGCAAGUUGUCGACCAGGCAUUCACCCCGUCUCCAUUCCAGCAUCCUCUCCCUAGCCGCCCGCCCGAACCAGGGUCUUUUUUCGGACAUAUCCCUGGGUUAUCUAUGAUGCACUCACAGCAGCAGUCUUCGUCUCAAGAACCGGCAUCCAGGCAAGAAGAGGUAUUCGCUGCUGAACUAGCAACUCAAACCCGAUCCACACACCGCAAACGCCCAAUCGCGUCUGACUUUGAUGAAUCGUCCAUCAUUCCAAAGCGCCCUUUCGGCCAGUCUGAUGAUGACAGGACUUCCGAUGAAAAGCUCAUUAUCGACAUUAGCGAUGACGAGAAUCUGUAUGGCGAUGAUGAGGAUGGACUGGACCUUGAAAGCUCCACGAAUCGCAUAUUUUCUGAUGAUAGAGUUCCAAAUGGUCCCCAAUUUGCCCUUCGAAGCCAAGCUGCGUCGACAGAUUUCUCGCUCGGCAGAUCCGCAGGAUUGAGUCAUGCACGACCUUCAGCCUCUUCAACCCCCCAGACGCCGUUUAGAAAUAGUGAUCAUGAAGAUCUACGUCGGAAAGAUCUGGAGAUUCAGGCGAUGCGCCGACGUAUCGCUGAGAUGGAGCAACGAAGGAAAGCCAAAUUGGCUGCAAGCCGAACAAAAUCACCCGGGCCUCUGGACUCAUCUACUUCGCCGUCAGGAACGUCCUCUCCGAGCGAUGUUCAGUCUGUGAAGAGCUCGGGAUUGUCGCCUGCCGAGCUAUCUACCAGUCUGCCGAUACUUGGACGCAAGACUCCCUUAAAUUUAGCUUCAGCAGAUUUCUUGCGGCUGGAAGCCUUGCGCUCAAAGCUUCAACGAAAGAAGGAGAUAGAACUUGGCCUUCCCGAUCUAGACGCCGAGAUUCUCAAAUCUGAAGAGAAACUGGCUGAAUGCAGGAUAGACGAAAACAAUUUGCUCAGAGAAAUAACGAAAGGCAAGCAAGGCAGACAGCAACUUCUCCAAGAACUGGAAUCCUUGGACACAGAGGUUGAUGGGGUAACAUUUGACGACAUUGAUGCGGCUGAAACCCAGAUAAGGAACGAAGAUGUUUCCCAAUUAGUUGAAGAGGCUCCUAACCCGGUUCCUUUGGUAUCCCCAGAUAGCGAAGAUGUUACCAUUCCGGAUGCGCCUAAUCUCGAGGACACUCCAGAGGAAAUAGCGGUUGUCAUCCCAAACCCAAACGGCAUAUCUGAAUCAGGUCUUCCGGCAGAUUCUGUUAUUCCAGCGUCUUGGGCUUCCAUCGAGCCUGAGUUGGAUGCACCUGUUGAUGCUGAAGUGAUACCUACAGUAACCGAGUCAGGAUUCAAUGCAUCCCCUACCCUUUCUGAAUCAUCUGGUUCAGCAAUGGAUGAGUCAAGUGAUUCGAGCAGGAGUACUCGUUCGCCAUCUGUUGAUCAGCAACCUUCGCGUCAAAUAUCCGCAGCCGCAGCGACAGCCACCACAUCUCCGGAAACAGCCCAAACCGAGGCUAUUGACAAUGUUCCAAAAGCUGAUCAUCUUGGUCCCAUGCUUGUCCCGAGCCCUGAACUUACUAGGAAUGUAGUCCCAGAGCCUGAAGCGCAACAGUCUGAGCUCGAUGUUGAGAGAUUGCAGUCUUCCCGCGAGUCAUCAGUGGCCUCCGAAGCUUACGAGCCUCCAGAGCCCGAGGUGGCAUCAGAAUGUGGUGAUGGUGUUGAUACUCCUCCCUUCAGCCCCGCGCCUCCUGAACCUAUAGAGCCUAUGGAAAUUUCCAUACCCUCAGACACCAUUACUACCGCUGACUCGCCGCUAAUGGGGACGGUCCAGGAACCUGAUCUUGAUCAAAACCAAGCCUCCCAUUCUUAUAUUCUUGAAGAUGAGUGGCCAUCAGAGCAACCAAAGGCAGCUUUCUCUCCCUAUAGGAGCCCCUUGAAGAUGUUCAGAGCCUACCGCUACCACCCUAACUUUUCUCAAAAUGUCUCUGGGGGCUACCGUUCUCUGACAUACAGCCAUAACAUUGACCCCAUGAGAUCCCUCUGUCCCUACGAGGCCGAUGGUGGCGUAUGCAAUGACCACUCAUGCGAAUUCCAGCAUUUUCGUGAUAUAACUCUCAGCGAUGACAAAAUUUUGGUCCAAAUGGGCUCUCUUCGAGAGGGCAAAACGCCUGAAGAGAAAGACGACUAUAUCACCGGGCUGAAGCAGAUCAUCAACGAUAUGCGGCGCGACAAAGUCAAGGAUUUCAACACUGUGGCGACAGAGAUAGCCGCCUACCGUAGACGUUUUCUUCAAGACGCGUCGCGUAUCCUCCCCCUGUAACAACACCGCAGCCAUCUUCUCCUAUUCCAAUCAUCCCCCUUCGAUAUCUCCCACAAACCGUUACAAAGGUGAGCCACUGCAUUGCCGUCAUUUGAACGUGCCAAAAACAAGACCACCAAGUGCAAGGUGUCGCGCCACAGGCUUGCGAUCCCAAGACAGGUUCUCACUGGAAUACACUUGUCUCCUCUGUUCCCUUGUGCCAUCCCCUUGUUUUCUUCCUUCUUCUUUUUCUAUUUAAUCUCCCUGGUACAUACUUUCAUCUUCUUGUGCUACAUAAGGGAUAUUCCUUCUUCGCCAUGCGAAGUUGUCUCUCCCACCGAAGGGUUGAUCUAUUAUUGCUGCGUGGCAUGAGGAUCAAUGAGGGAGGAAAGGCUUCUGGAAGGAUACAUAUAUACGGCUUUCGCAAGCAUUGGAGCGUAAGAAGAUGCCAAACUUGCCCCUUCCCGCAGCAGAGACAACUUUUUAAGAGUCGAUGACCAUCGAAUCUUCUGCUCAUUCC